AUGUAUGACACUUCUAAGGACUGGGCUGAUUUAUGGAGGCCUGAGCUUGCAGGGAAGAUCUCAAUGGUUGAUUCUCCUAGAGAGGUUGUUGGUGUAGUACUGAAGUGUAUGGGGGCAUCAUAUAACACCAAUAACAUUGACUCUCAAGUUGCUGGUGGGAGGAAUGCUGUGCAGCAGAAGCUUGCAUUGCUUGCAAAACAGCAUGACAUCAAUGUAUUCGAGAGCAGCCAGAAGCAGUCUUUGAGCUAUAGUUACAACAUAGAUUCCUCAAAGUCCACUUCAUCUUCUCCAGCUGCUUCACCUCUUCUGUUGUAUGGCACCAAUGUAUCUCUGUGGAAAUCUCAGGCUGAAGCUUUUCUAUUGAAACGGGAGAGGGGGAGAGAAGUGAGAGAGGUCCGACUAUUUGACACUCUGCAUUAUUUAAAAGCAUUUGGAGUGGGAGACGUAUGGGUGGCUGUUGGGUGGAGUAGUGAUGUAAUUCCUGCUGCGAAACGCAUGUCAAAUGUUGCAGUAAUUGCGCCAAAAUCUGGAUCUAGUUUAUGGGCUGAUUUGUGGGUAUUGAGUGCAUUAAGGAUCCGCACUCUCUUAAAAUCAAAACCACACUUUAGGCUUGAGUUUUGCGAUAAAAUCACCAUUCUGGGGGCUGGACUUGGAGUGUCCCCCCCAACUGUAAUACCUGCUGCCUCGAGAUUUGCAACGGAUCAAAUUGGUGGCCGGUUCAGAGGGCCAUCUCCUCUGGUGCACCAGUGGAUAGAGUUCUGUAUGCAAGCUGAAAGAGCACAUCCUUUUAAAGAAAAUGUAAUACCAGGCGCAUUACCGUUUGCCCUUGAAAAUGGCCCAGCUGAAGAGCUUGAAGCGCUGAGCAAGGGUAAACCAAAGCUUGACACAAACCUCAUUGCUGGAGCACCCCCAGCUGAAAUUCUUGCAAGAUGUGAAUUCUUGGAUCCAUUAUCAGAUGCUGCAUUGUCAGAUUAUAAGUGGUUAAUAGCUAGUAUUAAAAAACCUAGUGGUGGUUUGAUCCAAAGAGUGCAGCAUUAUAUUUCAUCAGUGCUUUCACACAUUUUUGCCAAGGUUGCAGUCAAAGGUAGCGUCAAAUAA
This is a messenger RNA of Ilex paraguariensis (yerba mate), 1098 nucleotides long. NCBI's taxonomy places the organism in Eukaryota, Viridiplantae, Streptophyta, Magnoliopsida, Aquifoliales, Aquifoliaceae. The record is from the annotation of a GenBank genome assembly.